Messenger RNA from Gastrolobium bilobum, 758 nucleotides. RefSeq lists its product as uncharacterized. The coding region runs from base 155 to 388 and encodes 77 amino acids. NCBI's taxonomy places the organism in Eukaryota, Viridiplantae, Streptophyta, Magnoliopsida, Fabales, Fabaceae. The transcript has 3 exons. The record is from RefSeq and is a predicted model, not a curated record.
CAAGCCCAAGCUGGAAAUAAAAGUAAGCGGAGCCGAGCUGCAGAGCGUUUUGGUUCGGGCGGUGUUGGAAUCGGAUCGAAUUAGAAUCAAAACCCCAGGCAGAGGAAGAGGGGAGCGCUCGGCUGCAGUGGAGUGGAGAUAGAUAGAUAGAUAAAUGGGUGCAUUUUGGGGGACGCGGGUGAUGGAGAUAGUGAAGAAGCAUGAUUCUGCUGGACUCCUUUGGAAGAGAAUCAAGCUCACCACCACCCGUAAAGCCAAUGCUAAGAAACGUCUCCUCCGCGUUUGGCAGAAUGAAGCUGUUCUGAAGGCAUGUUCUGAACCAUCUCCUUCAAUAAGUUCUUCUGCCAGUAUCAAUAAAGCUCAUGACAAUGUUACGGAGGGUAGUUAAGUUGAAGGGCAUGAUGUUCGAUGACAUUAGCCCAAUCUGAAUGUUAUAUAUCAUUGGUAUUUGGGCUCCCAAUUCUAAAAUAUUAGCUUUUGCUCGGAUAGUUGUUCUCAAACUUUACCAGGAUGCUUCAAUUAGCUACUUGUUUACACUUUAUUUUCCAUUAAAAAAAGUUAAUUUGUACCUUUUUUGGGUCUAUGACCAGCGAAAAUGAUAUGACAACUCUUAGAGCUUGAGCUGCAUGAAGAGCUUGAGUAUCAUCUGUUAUAUGUGAAGAUUAUUAUCUAUCUUGCUUGCUGUAAAAUGUCUCUUGCCUAUUUUAUGAAUCUAGGCAUGUAGCUGAUUGCUGCUAUUAUGAUUUUGGUUUCCAGAG